Messenger RNA from Plasmodium relictum, 921 nucleotides. RefSeq names its product conserved Plasmodium protein, unknown function. NCBI's taxonomy places the organism in Eukaryota, Apicomplexa, Aconoidasida, Haemosporida, Plasmodiidae. The coding region runs from base 1 to 921 and encodes 306 amino acids. The transcript is spliced from 3 exons. The record is from RefSeq and is a predicted model, not a curated record.
AUGAAAAAUUCAGUGACAGAAAAUUACAUCGCAACAACAGAUAAAUUAAAAAAUAAUAAUUGUAAUGAUAAAAAAAUAAGAUUGAAAUGUAACAAUUUAGAUAGAAAUGAAAAUAUAGACUAUGAUAUAAUUGAUAAUUUCUGUAAUGCUUUAAAAAAAAAUACAACAUUCAAUGGAACAUUAGAUAUUUCUUAUAACAAUUUAGAUGAGAUUAAUUUAUUUAAAGUUAUGUGUUGUGCUUAUGAAAAUAAAAAUAUUAUUGGUUUAAAUAUAAAAUGUAAUAAAGUAACAAAAAUGAUAUAUAAUAAACUUUUAUUAAUUCUUGAAAAUAAUAAUAUAGAAUAUUUAAAUAUUCAAGAUAUUGAAUUAACUAAUCAAGAAAUUAAAAAUAUUAUUUUUUAUUCUUUAAGCAAGAAUAUUAAAUCUUUUAAAUUACCUUUUCUAAAUAAAGAAACAUUCCAGUACCUAAUUGAAUAUUUAGAAUCUAACGAUUCUCUAACAAAAUUACAUUUUUCUAUUAACAUAAAUAAUCAAAUUAAUUUGAAUAAUAUACAUAAUGAAAAUAUUAUUAAUAAUUAUCAAAAUUAUAUUAAUAAUUUAAAAAAUUUAUUUAAAGAGUUCAUUAAUGUAAUAGAAAACAAAAUAAAUAUAACAAAUGUAAAAUGUAAAAUAAAUUUUCAAGACGAAGAAAUAGAGGAAAUGAUAAGUUUUAUUCAUUCUGUUUGUGAAAAACAUAAAAAAAUUCUUAAAAAAAAUAAAAAAUUUACUGAACAUAAAAUGAAAGUAAAUUCUUCAGAAAUAAUGCAGUUGUUGAUAUCUGAUAUAACAGGAAAAAAUAAGCAUAUUGAAAAAUUUGAAAAAGAAGAACAUACUAUUUUUGAUGAAGACGCAAUUAACACUAUUCAAAAGCUGUUACCUUAA